Molecule: messenger RNA, 3195 nt
Organism: Daphnia pulex (common water flea)
Lineage: Eukaryota; Metazoa; Arthropoda; Branchiopoda; Diplostraca; Daphniidae
Product: protein stoned-A-like
Exons: 3
Coding region: 1285-3195 (636 amino acids)
Source: RefSeq, a predicted model, not a curated record
UCGCGCGGUUUUAUACACGUGUUUACCAUUGCCUAUUCUAUUGGAUAUAUUCGUGACCAACUUUGAGUAAGUUCUCCUUUUCUAUUUUGUAUUUUCUGGUAUGUUCGCAGAUUGUGGAUGCUUUUAAGUUGAUGUGCGGUUUAAGUAGAUGGUUGGAUUCUUACUGUUAUGUUACAAUCCACUUCACUUUUUAAAAUGAAGUAAAACAAAGUCAAACUUUUCGAAAGUGCAGUAAAACCAAAGUAAAGAAGUGUAGUAAAUCAGAAGUAAAAGUUUUGAGUAGUCAAAGUACACUUUUACACCGAUACAAUUUGAAUUUAAGGCAAUCACUGCGCAAUCUAACGAGAACAUUUCACGACGUUUCGUUGGCUGCACGAAUAUUUCACUAGACGGCUGCAACUAGUGCCAAAAGCCCAAGUGAACAACUCUUACAGACCAGUAAUAAGUAAAAGGAUGAGAGAAUAUUUAAUCCAGCAUAUUACUUACCAGUAUAGAUUUAAGUAGUAAGUUACCAAAGUAAGAUAGUCGUACUGUUGUCGUUCUAGUCUUUGAAGGAAUUUGACAAAGCCGAAAAUGGCCACCAACAAGAUGGCGACGUCAUCCAUCAUGCAAAAGCGUUUGCACGAGUUUCACAGUUCUGUUGAAAUACAUAAGGUAUCGUUACGUGUUAAUAAUUAAAAAAAAAGAGAAAUGAUGCCAUGAGUAUAGCUAUAACUAAGCGUUGUCAUGGAGACUCAUAGAAUUUGACGGAAAAAUUUCCCCAGUGCUGCAGCCGCAGGACGUCACCCGUGGCGACGGGCGUGGGCGUCGAAAGGAGGAGCCUAGCUGUGCUCGAGAGGGGGGUACCGUUUAAUGCUUUUAUUGGGCAACAUGGGAGAAGGAGCCGACUGCUUUAAACUCCUCCUCGCGGCAGAAAGGAGAACGAAACCGAUCGGGAUGUUCCCGAUCUUUCAGUUUCGAGUCUUCGCGUGUCGGCGAUCGUUGGUAACCUUCUCGAUCCUCAUCGAGCUGAGAAGGGAAAAUUAAAAAUCAAAGACUUUUUCAUCUUCAGCUUUUUGUCGGCAGCUGUUGUGUGUUCUCUCCGACUCUAUUGUCAACAUUUUGCGUGCAUAAUAUUUUCUGUCCACCAACGUCUAAUUCACAUCUUUGCUGUAUUGCAUCAUAUAUUCCGGUGACUGUCGAGGACCAACCGCACCACCAGAUCAUGCACGGUCUACCCUAAGCUGCAUCAAAGUUGAAACAUGGUCACAGGAGCUCAAGCUCCCGCAUUGACCCUCGUAGAAUAUGCACAAAUUAGGCAAAGGCUUGAAGAAGAAGAUCAAAGGCAAGAAAGGCAAAGAGAAAGAAGACGAUUUGUUUGAUCCGGCAAUCCUAGAACAAUAUCGUCGUGACAAGGCCGCAGCCGCUGCCGCCGCCGCCGCCACAGCAGCCGCCACUGGUGAAGAUUUUGACCCAUCCGCUGAAGAAAACGGGACAUCGACUGGAAACGAAGCCGCUGCAGCCGCCGAGCCCGGUGCCGACAAGAAAGACAGUGAAGAGUGGCAAAAAUUCAAGCUUCUCACAUCAGGUGUUGAUACGAUCCUUCAGAAAACCCAAGAAGACUUGGGACGGAUCAAAAAGACAAGCUAUUAUCAGAGGAACAAGAAACCCGAAACACCCACUCCUGGUGAAGAGGUUAAACCAAUUGUCGGUGCAUCCUCAUCUGCCAACAACAGCUCUGGUGCCAGUGCCGAACCGAAUGGUCACAAAACCAAAUGGAUUGGCUUUGAAGAAGGAGAUAAAUUUAGAGAUUUGAACGAGGAAGAAGCUGGAACUGAUCAAGCCGCUGCCACCCAUCAGCAAGUCGAAGAGGUUGCCGAGCAACAGCCGGAGGAAUUCAAUCAAGAUUUCGAAAAGCAAGACGAAAACGAAGACGACGAGGACAUUUUCAACACUGAAUACGUUGAUAUCGCCACUAGUGGCGAAUUGAAACUUGCCUACGUUCCCGACAGCCCAACACUUGAGGCUGCUGCCGGCGACGAUCCUUUUGACACGUCAGACGUCGAGAAACUUGUCGGGCCACUUCCCGUGAUUAAAAAGAAAAAAGCGCUAGUUAGUAUCGGCGCUGCUGUGGAGAUUCUGACUGCAGCCAACGCUGCCGAUCAUCAACAGAAACAACAUCACCAAGGGUCUACAGCCAGCCGACAACGAAUCGUUCAACCGCCCUCCGAGAUUCAGUUGCUGUGCUGUUUCGACGACAACGAGGUCGAUCAAAAGCUGCAAGGCAAUUCGUUGGGAGUGACGCCUUCGACCAACCACUCAGCCGGACCCAGUAGUGUGCAACAGACACCACAUAGUGAAGUCCAUCUCGGGGAAGAAUUGGUCUCCAGUGUCGAACCUGACUUGAAAGAUAUCCUCGCCGAGUUUGACGUCAUUCCAGAGGGCAGCGAUCAGCCAAUCGACGAAGAUUUUGUGAAGCCUCCCAAGCCAAAUCCACCCGUGCAACCUAAGAAGCAGCCAGAACUUCUCGACGAGGAGGAUUUCGAGUUCGAAGCUCUCGCUUACCAGUCGUUGGCCAAACAACCACUUCCGCAGGAAGACGAAGAAGAGGGAGACGAUCCAUUCGACACUAGUUCUGUCGACAAAGUUUUAAAGAAAGAUCAAGUCGAAACUAGUAUUGUUUCCAAGAAAGCUCCUCCUUCCCGGCCUGGCGCUCCACCCUCUCGGCCUCCGCCACCUCCUUCCGCCUCAGCAAUCGCAGCUAUUGCAGCUAAAAUCGAUCGACCAUCUCCCGCUCCGGUUCGCCCGUCAGCUCCAGUCAAUCCGACAGUCCCACCUCUUCAAGCUCAAGACUCGUUUGACGCUCUCUUUCUCAACGACAGUCCACCCGAAAAGGAGAAGCCAACAGAGAACAAGUCUGAACGGGAACCUUUAAAGUCUCCAGCUGCUGACCCAUUCGACACCUCUGCCGUCGAUCCUUUUGACACAUCAUCCAUCGAUCCGUUCGACACCUCCGCAAUCGAUCCAUUUGACACUUCGGUAGUUAAUUCCGUCAAUACCUCUGCCACUGGUAAUACUUGUAUUACCGUUUCGUCACCUGUGCUUCCGGUUGAACCUCAGUUGCAGGUGACAUCGUUUGUUUUACUUGACGACUCGCCAGUUGAGGACGAAGUUGAUCCUUUUGACACUUCGGCAGUUGAAAAAAUUCUCAACUAA